GUACCGCGACUUUCUAUGUCUAUUCAAACACGUGUCUGGCGCAGGCUGGUCCGAAGGUCACAUGACAGGCUCACUAUAAAAGUAUGGGGAGUCGUCAGUCCAGCAUCACAAGCUCUUCCUCUCCAGCAGCUUAACAUGUUCAACAAGGGUGUCUUGGUGCUUGCUUUGGUGGGCGUGGCUCUGGCUGCCCCUUCAGACCCGUACCAUCAACCGUCGUACAAAGAGGAGCCGAAGCCGUACCAGUUCGCCUACGGAGUCAAGGAUGAAUACGCCGGCACCGACUUCGGCCAGAGCGAGGAGUCCGACGGCCAUGCUGUCAAGGGAUCCUACACUGUCCAGCUUCCCGACGGCCGCAAGCAGACAGUGAACUACGUGGCUGACCACUACAACGGCUACCAGGCUGAGGUCAGCUACUACGGCGAGGCUCAGUACCCCCACGAGUACGGUCCCCCCGUCACCUUCAAACCCCAGGGCUACCAUCCCCAGCCUUCGUACCACUAAGGGCAACGCUAAUGUACAUCUAUGUAUCAUAAAAGUGUGAGAGUUAUUAAAUAUAUCCAGA
This is a messenger RNA of Penaeus vannamei (Pacific white shrimp), 562 nucleotides long. RefSeq names its product cuticle protein 8-like. NCBI's taxonomy places the organism in Eukaryota, Metazoa, Arthropoda, Malacostraca, Decapoda, Penaeidae. The record is from RefSeq and is a predicted model, not a curated record. Gene Ontology annotation, cellular component: extracellular matrix.